Molecule: messenger RNA, 4191 nt
Organism: Pelagomonas calceolata
Lineage: Eukaryota; Pelagophyceae; Pelagomonadales; Pelagomonadaceae
Source: the annotation of a GenBank genome assembly
GCACGGUAGAGCAAACUUGAAGACUCGGCGUUGCCCGGCCAGAGUCCAUUAAAGAAGAAGUCCGUGGGGCGAAUAUGAUUGCCCGGGGAACCCGCGAGCUCUGGAGUUGCAAGGGUUGAGACCCGGCGUACCCUGUAAGAUCGAGCGAGAGAUCAUGCAGGUCAGGUCGGAAGCGAGAUCAGGUGGCUAGAAUGAAGGCCGAUGGCAGCAAAGUAUGCUCGGAAACUGAACAUAGAACAGGAAUGGCAUCCCUUCUAGAAGAAAAGCGGGCCAUUUGCGCGCGAGUGACUGCGCGUCCGCCAGCGUACUCAAUGCCUAAAACGCAGCGCAAACGUCUGAAACAAGCGGGGGGGCAGGACUUCGCUCUGAAGCGCAGCAAAAAAGUUCCAUCGUUUGGUGAAAACUCGGCCUUUUUUGAAUCACACCUGUCGAAAGCGCAAGCCAUUGAAGUAGUAGAGAUGCAAGGAAGCAAAAUUCAGCGAAAUGCAGACUGGUCUUCUCAUCUCAGUGAUCAUCGCCUUGGGCGUGAACGCGAACGUGAACUCGAUCGCCUGUGCCGCCUCUUAAGACGUGCAGCUGAAUUAGACGUCAGUACAUGUUGUCAUGAUAUCAGGACGCUCCUCUUAACACGAGAUAAUUCGGAGGAAAUGCGCCUUCGAAUUCCCACGCCACCCAGUUUACAGGGCCAAAUAUAUUCCCUGUCGUCCUCUUUACGUAUGUCUUCUCAAAAAGUGAUUGGACAUUUUCGCACUUUUCCUACUGCUGUCUCACCUCUUAGACGACUGAUCAAAGCUGGCAAAUCCACCAGCUUGCAACCCAUAAAAGGCAUGCUAGGUAUGGUAUUGCAACUGACUGAUUGGGCUCGGGCUUUUAAGAGCCAUCAGAUUCCCGAUGUUGCUGAACUAUGGGGGGCUUUGCUGUCCUUAGUGGGACAUUCAAGAGUUGCAAAAACCAAAGCACACAAAAUGCUGAGUUCUGCUGCAAUGGUUCUGAUGCGCAUUUCGCUGAAGAGUUUGGUUUCUUUCUGGGGAUUAAGUCAUCCGAGCAGCCUGCAACCUUUGAUGCUGUCUUUACUCGAGGUCAAUUUGAUAACAUGGCAACCACUCGCACAGCUAACUUUGUCACUCCAAGCUUUUCGUGAGCUUGGAUUCACAGACUCGGAGAUCCGAUCAGAAACUUCUAGUAGUACCGGGGGUUGGAUGGCCGAGCCAAAUUCUGAAUCAGCUGAUGUACUUGCUCAAGCGCUCACAGGUGCGAGGAUAAUCUCCUGUCUACGUCGGAGCACAAAUUCCACGUUGAAAAGGGAGAGCUGUUUUCGAAUUCCCAUCCCUAGGACCCUAAGCUCCAAACAGCAUCGGUGCAACUUGAAUCCGCGAGUACAGGGGAAUGUGUCCAUUUUCAACAUCUCCCCGGCUUGGACACCAAAGCACGAACCUUCUGUUUCGCCCGACAUGCGUGGCGACACUGCACAUGUACCUCAGUUUAGAAGCAACUCCUCAGCUAUCACCAAGUGGUGCAGGAAUGUCAUGGGAAUAUUGUUCUCACAGCCUGCGGUAUCAAAAUUCAAAGCAAAAUUUACAUCUCUAACCAGCACGAAGAACCCCCCCUUCUCAGGGAAAUGUGGCAACUCGCUCGCAAAUUUUGUUUCUUAUAUGAGACACAAUCUCGAAACCUCUGAUCUCUGCACGCCCGAGGGAUACCACAUCACGCGAGUUGCGGUAAAAUUAAGUGCGACUUUUGAACGUUUGGUGCGUGAGAAGAAUUUCAAUUCAAGUUUGAUCACCAGCUACUCGGGAUUCUGCGCUGUUUGUGGUAAGGAUGAGGCGAGUUCCUCGUCGCAACUUGUACGCUGUGAUCGAUGCUCUGCUUACUAUCAUACAGUCUGCUCUAAGCGCCCUUUAAGAAAAGACAGCGAAAAGGAUGCAUAUUGGUUUUGUCCUAUUUGCGAUAGCUUAGUCAUGGGGGGCGCAGUUAGGACCAUUGAUAGGAUGAUCUCAAAUGUCUCAAUGAUUUACAAUGUCCCUUGCAUCAUCGAGCAUGUCCUCAUCCCUGGUUGCAAUUCGCUUUUAAUGAUACCCCAGUUGAUAUUAAAGAGAAAAGACAAAAGGUACUUGGCAAUGACCUAUGAUGAAGUUGUGAUGACAGAGAACGAUUCGUCAGAUUCAGUGCGAUCUCUGCAAUUGACCCGAUGGUUGUCUCUAGACCACAAGGAUCGUGUUUUAGAAGCAAAUAAUAAAGCUAUGCAUAGCAAAGAUACCAAGCAGUUGUUUGGUUCGAUACGGGCUCUUUCUUUUGACUGUACCUGGAAUUUACAAGAUUGGGUUGCUAUACUCAGUUCUCUGCUUAUCUAUGCAGCUUCGGCGACUAAAGUGAAUGCAUGUGGUGUAGACUGCCAAGCAGACUGUGAUAUGAAUGUGCGCACCACGCGUUAUUUUUUGACAUGUGAAGGUCAAAAUACAGAGAAUGAAUGCCACGCUACCAGCUUAGCGGCGGAACGGUCAUCCCUAGAAUAUCCCUCAGGCAGUAUGCGUAAGCAGCGAGAAUUGAUCCUGGCGGCAGAAGUAAUCGAUAAUUUGGCAUCACUUGUCGAACCUGACCGCACUCGCAAGCAACUUUAUAAGCAUGUGCAUACGAGAAUUUUGCAAGAUCUGCUGGUGAUAGAUCAUUUUCCGUCGCUACCGGGCUCUGUUGUAAGUCAUGUGCAACUAGAGUCAUCCUGCACGUGGUGCGGGGGCGAUCUUGCCUAUCUUCAAAGUGCAUUUGUAUAUUCUCGAAAUGACUUCUACAUGGCUCCCAGAAGCACAGGAAAACUCCCAAACUGGGCCAUGGCACACGAAUUUUGCUCGAGUUGCUUGGCCAAGCAACGGUCAGGGAAACUAAAACACCGAAGGCGGCAAGCUAUAGCAGCCCGUGAUAGGGAGCUUAAAUGUACAGCCGUUGGACGUACACCAUCGCUGGGACUAGAUUUUCAGGGACGUAUUUAUUGGUAUUUUGCACAUCAAAGAAAUAUGUUGGCGGUCAAGCUACCAGACAACAAUGAAACUGGUGGCAGGUUCCCCGAGUCCAAGCAGGAUGGUGAAUGGCUGUGCUUUUCCACAGUGCCGUCAAUUGCUCAGGUUAUGCAGUAUCUCAUCGAGGAAUGUGAUGGGGAAAUGGAUAUGCUCUUGACCAGAAUGAUUUUCGCUUUCCCUGAAGCAUGCAUGCUUUUGGAGCCCGAUCUUGCCUUGCCGUGCAUGUAUUCCGACGAUUGGGCUUGGCUUGAAAAAUCAAUUUCGUCAUCUGAGUUGCUGACGCCGUCUUCAGAAGCAUUACCGCAAGCUUAUUUUGAUAUCAAUGACGACAUUUUUGUUCGUGUGAACGAGUUGAUUUGGACUGGAACUGUGACAAAAGCAAAUGCUGGUGAAGCCGAGUUAUGUUACUACGUAAGGAGAAAAUGUUGGAAUUCAACUUUUGAUGAUUGGAUGAGCUACGAGCAAUCACUUGGGCAUUCUGUCAUUGCGAACUCAACGCAAAGCAAUCUAUACCGUAGCAAUAUCUAUCGGUUCUUCAAAUAUUCACCCAAACUCGUCUCAGAUUACCUUGACUUAGUAGCAUCUACAUUCAUCACGAAACCGUUUCGAAUCCAAGCUCGUCUGCCCCCUUCCCUAUUGUUAAACCCGACUAUAGUAACACCUUUGUACCAGAUAAUCCCCAUUGCUUUGCUAACGCUAUGUGCAGCAUUACCAAUCGGGUCUGCUACACCUGAGGAUAUUAGAUGCAUUCAGAUAUGCGCUGAAAAUUAUGCGAGAUAUGGGCAGGUUAGCGCACUUGAACUCACUCAACUUGUUCUCUUCUUGGAGGACGCCAUAAACACAUCGUGGGUCAAACCAUCUUGGAGUGCAGUUCGUGCCAAGCUCCCCACGCGCACACACUGCCUUGAGAACCCUUCUCUCUGUCGAGUUGCAUUACUUAUCUGGAUUCUUGACCGCGGGCUCAUUUACAAUAAGGUUGUCACACACGACGGCGUCUACGUCCUUGCCUAACCUUCUCCACCUCCUUGUCUCCGUCUCCUCCGCUGGCGAUUCUAAGCGGAGCCAGGGGCAGCACCUGGGGAAGUGAAAAGCGGCCUGCUGCCUAACUUCCCGAGUCUAGUAAGGGGCCGGACCCCGAUUGAAUUGGGGGCUGUAACGCCUCCCCUUUAAUAGCCCGAAG